CAAUCUUUUGUAAUUGUGAAACCGGUACACGCGUUUAAGAAACAAAAAUGCGGUGAAGCACGGGCACACAGUCGAGAGUUUGAUCGUUGUUUUAAGCUUUCAGGUACUGUUACAGAAACACUUGCUGAGGUGUCCAUCACCAAGUCCUCCUGUGUGAUCUAUUCGGUCUAACUUUAACUUACAUUAAUCACCGCUGAGGACUUUUACCGAUGUCCAGUUUCCAGUAGCGUCGAAACAGUCGCAGCGGGAAGGAAACACCAAGCAUUUGACCGUUAAUAUAACCUGUUUGGGGUUUUUUGGUAUCCACUAUUGACCUCUCUGGCUCUCUGAGAUGACUACUAAUCCUCCAGGACAAGCCUUCCCAAACAAGACCCGGGUGGCUAUAUUGGCAGAGCUGGAAAAGGAAAGGAGGCGACUGAUGCAGAGUCAGUCCAUGAAUACUCCUGGAGCCAGCAUCUCACUGGCCCGGCCCAGUGUUAAGGACUUCAGGGACAACGCAGAACAGCAGCACAUCGCUGCGCAGCAGAAAGCUGCCUUGCAGCAUGCGCAUGCACAUUCUUCAGGCUUCUUCAUCACUCAGGACUCCUCAUUUGGAAACCUCAUCCUCCCAGUUCUUCCACGCCUGGAGCCCGAGUCAUGACGUUUUACCCCCGAUCUACCCUCCGGUGUGAGAGGCGCAGCUUUGGAACAACCCGGGCGCACACCAGAGCCACGUCUCUCAUCUUGGACAGCUGUUUGUGAUGUCGUAAAUGACCUCAGGGGAGUGUUAAAUGACCUCUUUUAUAUUUUCAUGACUAAGAAAGCUGGCUGCUGAUUUUAGAAAACCUGCACAAAGGAUCAGAAGA
Messenger RNA from Oreochromis niloticus (Nile tilapia), 845 nucleotides. Its product is annotated as SOSS complex subunit C. Gene Ontology annotation, cellular component: SOSS complex; nucleus; nucleoplasm. The transcript is spliced from 4 exons. The record is from RefSeq and is a predicted model, not a curated record. The coding region runs from base 332 to 640 and encodes 102 amino acids. Gene Ontology annotation, biological process: DNA repair. NCBI's taxonomy places the organism in Eukaryota, Metazoa, Chordata, Actinopteri, Cichliformes, Cichlidae.